Messenger RNA from Hydra vulgaris (swiftwater hydra), 2806 nucleotides. RefSeq names its product sarcosine dehydrogenase, mitochondrial. Gene Ontology annotation, cellular component: cytoplasm; mitochondrial matrix; mitochondrion. The record is from RefSeq and is a predicted model, not a curated record. Gene Ontology annotation, molecular function: sarcosine dehydrogenase activity; protein binding. NCBI's taxonomy places the organism in Eukaryota, Metazoa, Cnidaria, Hydrozoa, Anthoathecata, Hydridae.
GAAAUUAAAGAAAAAAUAUAUAGUUAAAAUGUUAUCCAUAACUGGUAAAAAGUUGACAUUGCUAGCCUUUAAUUCCAGAUGUCUUUCAAGAGUAUCAAGAUAUCUUGGUACAAGUGGAUCCCAAAACAAUAAAUUAACAGAUGAUAAACCGUCAGUCUCUCUCCCUGAUUAUGCUGAUGCUGUAGUGAUUGGUGGCGGUUCUAUUGGUUGCUCUACUGCAUAUCAUCUUACGAAACAUGGCAUGAAGAAUGUUGUUCUUAUCGAAAAAGAUCAAUUAAGUGCAGGAACAACAUGGCAUAGCGCUGGACUCUUAUGGAGAUUGAGACCUUCAGACAUUGAGGUUGAACUACUUGCUCAUACAAGAUUAAUUGCUCGUGAUAUUUUAGAGAAAGAGACUGGUCUAAGCUCUGUGUUUAAUGAAAAUGGUGGCUUGUUUAUUGCAAACAAUAAAGUGCGAUUGGAUGAAUAUAAACGAUUAAUGACUCUCGGAAAAGUUUAUGGAGUGGAAUCAUAUACUUUGUCUCCAACUGAAACAAAAGCUUUGUACCCUCUAAUGAAUGUGAAUGAUAUAUAUGGAACUUUAUAUAGUCCUGGUGAUGGAACAAUAGAUCCUUCUGGAUGGACAGCAGUUUUAUCAAGAGCUGCUGCUCUACGAGGAGCAAAAAUAGUUGAAAAUUGUUUGGUAACAAAUCUUUUAACUGAAGUGGAUUUAUUUGGAAAGAAAAAAAUAACUGAGGUACAUACCAAUCUUGGCAACAUAAAAACAAACUGUGUUAUAAAUUGUGCUGGUGCGUGGGCUCCUCAUAUUGGAGCAAUGUGUGGUGUUCCAGUACCAUUGGUUGCUUUGAGACAUGCUUAUGUUAUUUCAGAACGUAUUGAGGGUAUUGAGAGAAUGCCGAAUGUGCGUGAUCAUGAUGCAUCAGUAUAUCUUAGACUCCAAGGCGAUGCUCUUGCUAUUGGGGGUUACGAACAAAAUCCCAUGUUUGUUAAUAAUCUUCCAAACAACUUUGCAUUUUCACUAUAUGACUUGGAUUGGGAUGUUUUUAGUUCUAACAUUAAUGGCGCCAUCAACCGUGUUCCAAUUAUUGAAAAAACUGGUAUCAAAUCAACAGUUUGUGGCCCAGAAUCGUUUACUGCCGACCACAAACCUUUAAUUGGACCUGAUAUCAAUGUUAGGGGUUAUUACCAUAAUUGUGGAUUUAAUUCAGCUGGUAUCAUGUUGUCAGGAGGAUGUGCUAAUGAACUUGCUAAGUGGGUAAUUCAUGGUAAUCCUGAUUUAGACAUGUGGAGCUAUGAUAUAAGGCGUUUUCAUCAUUCAUUGAUUGUAAAUGAAAAAUGGAACCGCGAAAAAAGUCAUGAGGCAUAUGCAAAGAACUAUUCAAUGCAGUUUCCAAACGAUGAACCUUUGGCUUCAAGAAAUAUGAGGCUUGACCCUUUUCAUCAGGUACUCAAAGAAGCUGGAUGUUUUUAUCAAGAACGUCAUGGCUGGGAAAGACCUGGCUGGUUUAAUCUAGAGAAAGUUUCUGAGGUAAAAGAUUAUGACUGGUAUGGUGCAUAUAAAGAAAUACCAAAACAUAAUAACUACAUAUACAAUGAAAUCCUAAAUGAUGAGUACACUUUUAAUUUUCCUCAACAUUUUGAUGCAAUCGGUUCAGAAUGUAAAACUUGUCGUGAAAAAGUUGCAGUUUUUAAUAUGUCAUAUUUUGCUAAAUUUUUGUUGACUGGCCCAGAUGCAUCUACUGCUGUAGAUUGGAUUUUUACUAAUAACAUGAGAAAACCAACUGGUUCUGUAACUUACACAUGCAUGCUGAAUGAAAAAGGUGGUAUAGUUGCAGAUUUAACAGUAAGCACACUUGAUUCAAGUAACAACUCAUCUGCAAUAUUUCCUGAAUUUCAAGAAAAUGGUUACUAUUUAGCUAUUGGCGGUGCAAUAGGAGAGCAUGCUUGGGGUCACAUUCAAGAUGUUAUUCAUAAUAAGAAGUUUAAUGUAAAGCUUGUUGAUAUUUCAGAAGAAGUAGGAAUGUUAAGUAUACAGGGACCAAACAGUCGGAAGCUUCUUCAAAAAUUGACUGGCGAGAAUUUGUUAAAUGAUGCUUUCCCUUUCUCAACUCAUAAAGUGGUUGAAAUAGCUGGUCAUAAAAUGAGAGCUCUUCGUCUUACAUUUGUUGGUGAAAUGGGUUGGGAACUUCAUAUACCUAAACAUGCAUGUGUUGAUGUUUACCAUGAAAUUAUGAAGGUUGGUAAAGAGUUUGGCAUUGUUAAUAGUGGUUAUCGUGCCAUUGACAAUUUAAGCAUAGAAAAGGGUUAUCGUCAUUGGCAUGCUGAUAUAAGAGCUGAUGAUACCCCAUUAGAAGCAGGAUUGGCUUUCACUUGCAAGUUGAAGUCAGAUGUGCCAUUUUUAGGACGGGAAGUGUUAGAAAAACAAAAAAAAAGUGGCUUGACCAAAAAAUUAGCCUGCUUUACUAUUGAUGAACACAGACCUCUUAUUGGUCUUGAAGCAAUAUGGCGCAAUAAAGAAAUUGUUGGUAUGAUUCGUCGAGGUGGAUAUGGUUUUCACAUCGGAAAAACUAUAGGCUAUGGGUACGUUAAGAGUCCAUCCGGGGGUUGCAUUGAUAAUGAGUUCCUUAAAACAGGGAAUUAUGAAAUCGAAUCAAUGGGCGAAUUUAUACCAGCUAUCUGUAACUUAAAUCCUCUUUUUGACCCUGAAAACAAGAGAAUAAAAGGGCUGUAUUCAUAAGAAACUGUUUUUUUAUAUUUUUUGCAAAUUAUAAUUUUUAUAAGACUUUGAAUUAAAUAUUUAAUUUUA